Arachis stenosperma is the source of this 1341-nucleotide messenger RNA. RefSeq names its product pentatricopeptide repeat-containing protein At1g59720, chloroplastic/mitochondrial-like. The transcript is spliced from 2 exons. Gene Ontology annotation, molecular function: protein binding; RNA binding. Gene Ontology annotation, biological process: RNA modification. Bases 95 to 1183 code for a protein of 362 amino acids. NCBI's taxonomy places the organism in Eukaryota, Viridiplantae, Streptophyta, Magnoliopsida, Fabales, Fabaceae. The record is from RefSeq and is a predicted model, not a curated record.
CAAGAAUCAAGAUGGAAUCCCAAGACGGUUAUUAUAGAGAUUCACUAGAAACUUAUAACAGAAUCUAUUUGGUGGUUUGGGAAGAGAAGGAUCCAUGAUAUUCCAUUCCCAUCUUCUCAACAAACUCCCUCUCAAGAAACCCUUUUCUUCAACCAUUCAUACUCACACCCACUCAAACCUUCUCAAACUCUGCAAUCUUUCGAAUUCUCUUUUCCAAAUCAAGCAAGUUCACGCCUUUGCCCUCAUCCAUGGCUUCCUCCCUCACAGCAUCUCCCUCUGCGCCUCCCUCAUACUCCAAUACGCCACCUUUGGUAACCUCACUGCUUCCCUCCUUCUCUUCCAGCAAACCUCUCUGCAUUCCCGCAGCGCCUUCCUCUGGAACACUCUCAUUCGCGCAAACUCCAUUGCUCGAGUGUUUGACGGGUUUCACACUUACAACCGAAUGGUUCGUGCUGGAGUAAAGCCUGAUGAUCACACCUUCCCAUUUGUCCUAAAGUGUUGUUCUGAUUUCGAGCGGGUUGAGAAAGGUAAAGAGGUUCAUGGGGUUGUCUUUAAGCUUGGUUUUGAUAGGGAUGUCUUUGUUGGGAAUACCCUUUUGAUGUUUUAUGGUAAUUGUGGGUUUUUCGGUGAUGCCAUGAAGGUGUUUGAUGAAAUGCCUGAGAGGGAUAAGGUGUCUUGGAACACUGUUAUUGGGUUGUGUUCUCUGAAUGGGUUCUAUUAUAAGGCGCUCUGGUUUCUCAGAGAGAUGGUUGCGGAGGCGUCGGGAUUUAAACCGGAUUUAGUCACCGUUGUUAGUGUGUUGCCUAUUUGUGCGGAGACUGAGGACGAGUUGAUGGCAAGACUAGUGCAUUGUUAUGCUUUGAAGGUUGGUUUGGUGGGUUGUCAUGUGAAGAUUGGGAAUGCUUUGGUUGAUGCUUAUGGGAAAUGUGGGAACGAGAAAGCUUCCAAGCGGGUUUUUGAUGAAAUGGACGACAGAAAUGUGGUUUCUUGGAAUGCUGUCAUGACAAGUUUUUCUUUUAGAGGUCUCUGCAAAGAUGCUUUUCAUGUAUUUAGGUUGAUGAUUGAAGCAGGAAUGUUACCAAACUCUGUGACGGUUUCUAGCAUGCUGCCUGUAUUAACAGAAUUAGGACUUUUCAGGAUAUUCCGGUGUAGCAUCGGCCGUAUUCAACAAAAUGAUAGAUAGAAACACUGUAUCUUGGAAUGCCAUGGUUGCAAAUUUUGCUCAAAACAGGCUUGAAUUUGCAGCCAUAGAGUUAGUGAGGCGAAUGCAAGCUAAUGGAGAAACCCCAAACACUGUCACCUUCACAAAUGUUCUUCCAGCCUGUGGAAGAUUACGUUUCC